AUGGCCGCCAGGUGCCCCCCGUUCCAGCAUCUGUUAUUAAAACCACACGGAUCUGCGGUGUCGGACACGGUGUCCCGCGUGUUCCUGUACAGCUCCUGCGCCCGCCGCUUCCUGGGCCGCCAGCACUUCGUGGCCGGUCGAUUCCUCCCCUACGACGUGCAGAAGAAGUUCGAGCUCAACCCACCCGAGUACCCCGGCACUGAGUGCGUGGUGGCCCUGACAGGGGGCUCUUUGCCCCCCCUGCCGCCCUCCGCCCCUGCAGAGAAGCCCUACAUGGUGCUGCACCCCAAGGCGAAGGUGCGGGUGGCCGGGCAGGAGGUGACUUUCUGCUGCAAAGCUUCGGGCACCCCCGUGCCCAAGAAGUACUACUGGUACCACAACGGGACGCUGCUGGAGCGGAAGCCGGUGGACCUGGACGGCAGCCAGAGCAACGCCAUCCCGCUGGGGGAGGCGAGUGACCGGGAGCCGGUUGGGGAGCUCAUCCUUCCCGCUGGUGCCUUCCUCCGUCCCUCUGGGGAGGUCUUCAGGGGCACGGUCAAAGCCAGCGUCACCUUCCUAGACCCCAGGGACAUGGCGAUGGCCAGCGCUGCCUCCAGUGACCUCAGCUUUGCCAACGCUGAGGGGGAGAUCGUCCCCCUGCGGACCUAUGGCAUGUUUGCCGUGGAUUUUCGGGAAGGGGAGAGUGGCGCGGCACUGCAGACGGGGCCGGUGGAAGUGCGGAUGGACGCGGGGCAGGUCCAGAUGCUGGAGCACCUGCAGAAGAUGAAGCUGUGGUCCUUGAACCCUGAGACCGGCUUGUGGGAGGAGGAGGGGGACCUCCACCCGGCUGGGGGGAGCCGGGGGAAGAGGGAGGAGAGGACCUUCCUGGUGGGGAACCUGGAGAUCCGGGAGCGGCGUCUCUUCAACCUGGACGUGCCGGAGGACCGCCGCUGCUUCGUCAAGGUCAGGGCUUACAGCAAUGAGAAGUUCAACCCCUACGAGCAACUGGAAGGGGUGGUCAUCAGCCUCAUCAACCUGGAGCCCCAGCCCGGCUACCCCGCCAACCCCCGGGCAUGGGGCCGCUUCGACAGCGUGGUGACGGGUCCUAACGGCGCCUGCCUGCCCGCUUUCUGCGACAGCCAGCGCCCCGACGCCUACUCGGCGUAUGUCACUGCCACGCUGGGCGGGGAGGAGCUGGAAGCCGUGGCCUCCAGCCCCAAGCUCAACCCCAAUGCCAUCGGGGUGUCCCAGCCCUACCUGGGCAAGCUGGGCUACCGCCGGUCAGAUCACGAUGACCCCAACUUGAAGAAGACAGCUUUCCAAAUCAACGUGGCCAAGCCCGACCCCAACAACGUUGAUGAAACCAAUGGUCCCAUCUACCCUUACCGCAGCCUCGAGGAGUGCGAGAAGGCGCCGGUCAGCGCCAACCACCUCCGCUUCUACCGCGUGGAAGUGGACAAGUACGAGUACAACGUGGUGCCCUUCAAGGAGAGUGACCUGACUUCUUGGACCGGUGACUACCUCUCAUGGUGGCCCAACCCUCAGGAAUUCAGGGCUUGUUUCAUCAAGGUGCAGAUUGAGGGGCCGCAGGAGUACAUGGUGAGGUCCCGUAACGUGGGGGGCAGCCACCCCCGCACCCGGGGGCAGCUCUACGGGCUGCGGGACACCCGUAGCGUGCGGGACAUGCUGCUGGAGAACACCUCGGGCGCCUGCGUGGAGUUCAAGUGCAGCGGGAUGCUCUUCGACCAGAGCCUGGUGGAUCGCACCUUGGUCUCCAUCAUCCCCCAGGGCAGCUGCCACCGCACGGCCGUCAACAGCCUCCUCCGGGAGUACCUGAGCCGUCACCCGCCCGUGGCAGAGAGCAACCACACGGCCGCCUUCACCAUGCUGGCACCAGUCGACCCUCUGGGUCACAACUAUGGCAUCUACACGGUGACGGACCAGAACCCGCGGUUGGCCAAGGAGAUCGCCAUCGGCCGCUGCUUUGAUGGCACCUCUGACGGCUUCUCGCGGGAGAUGAAGGCGGACAUGUCGAAAAUCUGA
Egretta garzetta (little egret) is the source of this 2022-nucleotide messenger RNA. Its product is annotated as cartilage intermediate layer protein 2-like. NCBI's taxonomy places the organism in Eukaryota, Metazoa, Chordata, Aves, Pelecaniformes, Ardeidae. The coding region runs from base 1 to 2022 and encodes 673 amino acids. The record is from RefSeq and is a predicted model, not a curated record. The transcript has 6 exons.